Vespula vulgaris is the source of this 2971-nucleotide messenger RNA. RefSeq names its product GPI ethanolamine phosphate transferase 2 (gene PIG-G). NCBI's taxonomy places the organism in Eukaryota, Metazoa, Arthropoda, Insecta, Hymenoptera, Vespidae. Bases 220 to 2970 code for a protein of 916 amino acids. Gene Ontology annotation, biological process: GPI anchor biosynthetic process. The transcript is spliced from 13 exons. The record is from RefSeq and is a predicted model, not a curated record. Gene Ontology annotation, cellular component: endoplasmic reticulum membrane.
AUUAUAAUCUAUCUGCAUUUGAUAACAUAACCUACAAUGGUACUAAAAAGCUUAUCUUUGAUUAUAGAUAAUAAAAUAAAAAUUUGCACUUAAUCGAAUAUAAAAAAAGAUUUGUCGCAAAAGUUUGGGGACUUUCGGUCACUCCCGCAAUUUUUCGCACACAAGCAAUCUACAGAAUAUUACAAAAUAUUUAUAUUUUUUGUUAACACACAAGUAAAAAUGUAUAAGAAUAUUAGAUUCAUUUAUACAUUAAUUAUUGGAACUUUUUCUAUUGCUUUAUUUAUUUAUGGAUUUUUUCCUAUUGUACACUAUGAUAAUACUAUAGCAUCAAUAAAUGAUAUACCACAAUUUAUAGAUAAUGUAAGGGUAGAAAGAGAUGCUUUGUAUAAACCAUUAGUAAAUAAAGUUAUAAUUAUGGUAAUUGAUGCAUUUCGUUGGGACUUUAUAUCGGAUUCGGUUGGAAAAGCUGCUAUGCCAAUAACAAAUAAACUUAUAGAGAAUCCGUUUGUAUGUCUAUUGCAAGCGAAAAUAGAACCACCAACAGUGACAAUGCCUAGAAUAAAAGCAAUGACAACAGGUAGAGUACCAACUUUUGUUGACAUGGUUUUAAAUUUAGGAAGCGAGCCUAUUGUAAGUGACAAUAUUCUACUUCAAGCAAAGACUCAUAAUCACGAUAUAAUAUUUUAUGGAGAUGACACCUGGCUAAAAUUGUUUCCUACCAUGUUUAAACGUUAUGAUGGUACUACAUCAUUUUUUGUUACUGAUUUUACAGAGGUAGACAAUAAUGUUACAAGACAUAUAGAUAAUGAAUUCCACAAUAAUGAUUGGUCGAUAAUGAUUCUUCAUUAUCUAGGAUUAGAUCAUAUUGGACAUGUAACUGGACCAUUUAGUUCUUUAAUCAAAUCAAAACUUACUGAAAUGGAUAAUAUUAUAGCAAAAAUAUAUUCAAAAAUUUUGCAUUGGAAUGAAAAUGGUAUUGGUCCUAUUUUGUUUGUAAUUUGUGGGGAUCAUGGUAUGAAAGAUUCUGGAGGUCAUGGUGGUGCAACAUUACAAGAAACUACGGUACCUAUCAUUGCAAUUGGAGCGAAUUGUUCUAAAUCAUAUACUCUACCAAAAAAAAUAGCUCAAUUAGAUAUGGCAGCAACAUUAUCUGUGAUAUUGGGUCUACCUAUACCAUAUUCCAAUUUUGGAAGUGUGGCAUUAGAUUUAUUGAAUAACUUACCUAUCUCUAGAAAAUUAUUUGCACUUUAUUACAAUGCAAAACAAGUUCAUACUCAAUUCAAAAAAUUGACUGACUACAACUUUCAAUAUGCUCAUCAUAAAUACAUAGAUGCAGUAAAACUUCAUCUUGCUUGGCUAAAAUCUGUUAAUAAUUCGUAUGAAACAGGAUAUGAUGUUAUAGCUGCAUACCGUUCAGCACUUAAUGAAAUGAAAGAGUUAUUAGUAAAAAAUAUAUUAAAAAAUGAUACACAUUUAAUGAUUACAGCAAUGUUUUUUCUGUGUCAUGUCUCAUGGAUUUUAUUGCAUGACCAAUAUUAUCCAUUAGUAACUUUUAAAAAAGUAUUGAAGUUAAUUAUGAUAAAUUUAUUGUUAUGGAUAAUGAUAAUUUCUUUCUGGAGUUUUGAAAUUCUAAGCUUAUCUCUUUUUAGUGAUAUAAAAAAUUGUGUAUUUAUAUUAAGCAUUAUUGGACUUUUGUUUUUAAACUGUUACUUCCUUGCUAAAAUUAAAUAUCAUCAUUAUUUUAAUAUUAAGUUAAAAAAUUUUAAAACCUUCGAAUGGAUUUUUCUCUAUGGAAUAUUAAUACAUGCUAUAAGUCUAGGUAGUAGUAGUUAUGUGGAAGAAGAACAUCAAACUUGGUAUUUUUUUUGGGUUUCAUUCCUUGUGCUAUUGCUUUGUAAGAAUAGCAAAACAAUUAUAAUGCAAUCUUUAAAGAUACGUGUACAUAGCACACAAUUUCGAAUCUCUAUUGAAAUAUUACUAUUGCUCACAGGACACAGAAUCCUUCGUAUGUUAAACAGUACUGGUAAUAAAUAUAAUCAUCUUCCUGAUAUUGCAGGACAUUUAAUGAAAGAAGAAUCAAAAGUCAAUAUAACAAUCUUUGUUAUUAUUGCUCUUGCACUUUUAGUAUGGAUUGGUUUUAUACAUGACAAAUCAAUAUAUAGACAGUAUACUUUAUUUUUGAAUAUAGGAUUAUCUCUAUGUAUUUAUCUUCGUCACACGAACAAUCAAACUAUAAUACCUAUAUCAUUAUAUCAUCCAUCUAAAGACGUAAAGGAGGUACUAAUAUUUUGGAACUUAUUUACAAUAUUCUGUAUAUUCUCUGCAUACAGAUUGAUUUUAGUAGCAAAACGCAAUAAAACAAAUUUUUUAAAUUAUACCAUAUUUUUUUGUAUACAAGCAUGGGUUAUGGUAUCAGCAUUAUUACAUCAACCAUAUAAUCUAAUAUUACUUCCGAUACAAUUAAUAAUCAUUUGUAUGAUUAAUUCAAUAUUAAAAUAUAAUAAUAUAGAAAAAAUUAAUAUACUUAUAAAUGCUUGGAUUGGAAAUGUAUUUUACUUUUAUCAGGGAAAUUCUAAUAGUCUUGCUGAUAUUGAUAUUGCAGCUGGCUAUGUAGGUUUGCAAUCUUAUAGGCCUAUUAUUAUUGGAAUGUAUUUAAUUGUGAAUACAUAUUCAGCACCAGUUUUAGCUUAUCUCUUAAAUAUGUAUCACAGAACAUUAUCAUACAAAUCAUCUCAUAGUUUACACUAUGUACUUUUGUCAGACAACAGAAUUUAUAUGAUAUGGAAGUUAGUACCAGUUACUAUUUAUACGUUUAUAAUAACAAUUCAAAAACAUCAUUUAUUUAUAUGGAGCGUAUUUGCACCGAAAUUAUUGUACGAAUCAAUGUAUUUAGCUGUUAUGAAUUGUAUUAUAUUAUUGUUGGAAACGAUUAUUUUGAUGCAAUAUAUAAUAAAUAAGUGUAUUAAGUAAA